This is a messenger RNA of Drosophila novamexicana, 3885 nucleotides long. Its product is annotated as myotubularin-related protein 3. Bases 177 to 3785 code for a protein of 1202 amino acids. Gene Ontology annotation, molecular function: metal ion binding; phosphatidylinositol-3,5-bisphosphate 3-phosphatase activity; protein phosphatase binding. Gene Ontology annotation, biological process: dephosphorylation; regulation of autophagy. NCBI's taxonomy places the organism in Eukaryota, Metazoa, Arthropoda, Insecta, Diptera, Drosophilidae. The transcript is spliced from 15 exons. The record is from RefSeq and is a predicted model, not a curated record.
UUAAUGUGCAUGUGUGUGUAUGCGACGUCCUGUUUAACUGGUGCCAUUAACGCAUAAACAAUUUUUAAAAAUAUCUACAAUACUUUUCCACUGCUGUGCUGUGACAAUUAAUAGUAACCCUGAGAGGAUCUCAGGUGUUCGAACCCGCUAGCGUUGUAGAUGCAUAUUCGCAACACAUGAUGUCAGAUGGAUCGCCGCCCCCAUCGAUUUGUUUUAUACGAGCCGCGGAAUCUUAUCCAAAAUCACAAAUGGAAAAGGAAGAUUCACAGCUUUCUGUGCCCUUUCAAGAACUUGCCGGCGAGUCAACUAAAUACUUGGGACGAACCGACGAUGGCAUUCUAGCUUUGUCCAAUUAUCGCAUAUUUCUGUCAAAGAAAUCGACUGCAUUCGAGACGUAUGUGCCGCUGGGCCUGAUUGAGUCGGUGCAAGUGCGUGAUCUUUUCCAGUUGAUUGUCAAUUGCAAGGAUGCCAGCACUGUGAGGUGUUCGUUUCAAUCUGCAGAGCAAUGCUUGGAAUGGCAGCGUCGCAUUCAGUUGUUAAUCGGUGUGCCCGAAACACUGGAGACGCUCUUCGCAUUCCCAUUCUACUCAUGGACCUGCGACAUAAUUGGCAACAAAGAGCGCUCUGCACUAAUAAACGGUAUUGGCCUUAAGUCGGCGACAGCAGCACCUGAGAAUUCAAUAUCAAUACAAGCCCAGACGGCUAGCGAACAUCUGCAUCGCUUGCAGCGAGCGAUUCGUUAUGAGAGCGACUUUAAAAAUGAGGUUAUCCGUCUUGGUUUCGACUUGAAGGGGUCCUGGCGGAUCUCAACGGCAAACACUGACUUUAAACUGUGCCCUUCGUAUCCACAAAAAUUACUUGUUCCGUGCUGCAUUACUGAUGAAAUGCUUCACAACAUUGCCAAUUUCCGGGGAUCGCGCCGACUGCCGGCUGUUGUUUGGCGCCAUCAAAAGUCUGGCGCCAUUCUGGCACGCUGCAGUCAGCCAGAGGUCGGUUGGCUGGGCUGGAGAAAUUACAAGGAUGAGCAGUUGCUGAAAGCGCUAGCCGACGCCUGUGCAUUUGACAGAGGUGAGCAUGCGAGGCGACAGGCAAAAGAUACAAAUGGCGAGGCAGGCUCCUCAGGAAAGAGCUCUCCAUCGCUGGAGGAUUCUUCGCACGAGGAACUUGCACUAGACGAAAUCAGGAAAAUUCUCAUCGUGGAUGCCCGCAGCUAUACGUCAGCGGUCACAAAUCGAGCACGCGGCGGCGGCUGUGAGUGUAUCGAAUAUUAUCCAUGCGCCGAAAUAGAAUUUAUGAACUUGGGAAAUAUCCAUGCAAUACGAAAGAGUUUUCAUGCUGUUCGACAGCUAUGUGCCUCUUCGCCCGACGAUCCAAAUUGGCUUGGACAAUUGGAAAAAACGAUGUGGAUGCAACAUUUAUCGGGCUUAUUGGGAGCCACAAUGACAGUCGUGCAUACGAUUGAGAAAAAUGGUCGUCCGGUGCUAGUACAUUGCUCCGACGGCUGGGAUCGUACACCACAAAUUGUGGCAACAGCGCAAAUUUGUCUGGAUCCCUUUUACAGAACCGUUGAGGGCUUUCGUGUGUUAGUCGAACGCGAGUGGCUCAAUUUCGGCCACAAGUUUGCUGAUCGCUCUGGAAACGGCCCUAAUUCGGAUGAGGUGAAUGAACGUUGUCCAGUAUUUCUGCAAUGGCUUGACCUGGUGCACCAAAUACACCAUCAGUACCCGUGCAGUUUUGAGUUCAGCAUAGGCUACUUGAUAAAACUCGCCCAGCACUCACUGUCAUGUCUGUUUGGCACGUUCCUAUGCAAUUCGCUUAAAGAGCGAAUUGAAAAUUCAGUUUUUGAUCGAACAUUCUCUGUAUGGCCAUUUUUAGCGGAAACGAUGUAUAGAAAUCCACUCUAUAAGCACGAGACUGAAAAGGUACUUUGGCCCGCGCACAGUGUGCGAUUUUUAGAUUUUUGGUCCGAUGUGUAUCUUGGUAGUUUAGGAAACAAAAAUGGUACCGAUCUUCCUUUACAGAGCAAUGAACGACAAAGUGUUCACAGCGUUAACGGGAAAACCCGAUCGACCGAAAAUAUAGCAACAAACGAGCUGUCUCAGAGCACAAUGUCGAGAAGAUCAAGUGAUCCCAAUUUGACAGUGGAUUCAAUCGUAACGGAUGGCUUAAAUUUGAAUGUGAACAGCAACUCCAUGUUUGACAUUCGGUUGGAGGAAAAGGAAUGUAUAAUUGAUAAAAAACAUGAUAUCAAACAUGAUUCCGACUCAGAGGAUAAGUGCGACAGUCCAAAACAGGAGGAGCAUGCACAAAAUGGGUCCACAAAUUUGUUAACUGAAUUAAAGAAUGAACAAAGUACUUCUUCAGUUCAAUGUGAUAUAUUAAAUGCGGGCUCCCCAUCCAUAAAUGGCAAGAUCACCAUUCAGCGUAUGGAUUCCGAGCCCAUUGAUUUUGCAAUACAUACCCCUUGUGAUUCGCCAAAUGAUCAUGCUCCAUCCAUUUGUGAAAGCUUUAGUGAUAAUAGCCGGACUCUGCGUCAGGGCCAAGGCCAAAUUGAUACUAGUACGGAUACCUUAAUUCCUAUAGAAUCUACACAACAAGAGACAAACGGGAUGUUAAAAGAUGAUGCAGUUAAAGACAGCGACGUGCCUUCAGAACAAGAUGCCGAUGUCAUACCUCAAGAAAAAAAGACCGAAGCAACCUCUGUUGCCCAUACCAAUAAAAUUAGUCAAAGUUAUAACAAUUUGCCCCGAGUUCAUAUAAAGCCCAACAAUCUGCGAUAUUUUCAACAAAACGCCACUUCAAAUAUGGAUAAAAGCGAUGCUUUUGAUCAUCCCUUGAAUCUUCAUAUGCCUCAAGAGAAUACAACCAACGACGAUAGCUGCAACGAAACAACUGUAGUAAAUGCAACUAAAGAGGAACUUUUCAAUGGAAUUGUGUCGUUAGCCGAAGGCAGCAACAAUGGCGAUUCCCUGCCCUUAUCACCUGAACAUCAAAGAUGUAACUCUCAAACGCAUAGCACGUUUGCGAACUUUGAUGAGUCCAUGGCUGGUAAUGCGAUGCGAAGAAACACGCUCUGGUCGAACCUUAAUCGAGAUCAAUCACAUUCAAAAUAUACAGAAAAUUCCAGUGGACUUAAUUUUCCGGCAAGUGGACUUAUAUCAUUGCCUCCGACUCCUCAGGGAUCACAGGAGCGAACACAAUUCACUAUAUCCUGUCCCGAUGGCUUGGCACAUGGCUUAAGUGAACAAAAUAUUCGACUACAUCAAAUUGUUCAAGAACACAAGCUACGUGAGGAAGUACUCUUGCGCGAAAUCCACGGCAUGCGUUUGGCGUUGUUACAGAAAGGUUGUCCAAGCUGCAACAGCGUCGUAUCAACAAAUGUGGAGCAUGAAAACGGAUCUGAUAUUGUUGAAAAUGCAUCGACGUGUUCUUGGGAAGCCGUAGAAGAACGUAGUGGUCCAUCGUCAUAUGCCACAUCCUCAAUUCAAGAGAAAAAGGCUUCAAGUAUUCUCUGGGUACCAGAUCAUGCCGUUUCGCGUUGCUCUAAUUGUCAAAUUGAAUUCUGGCUUGGACGAAGAAAACAUCAUUGUCGAUCAUGUGGAGAAAUUUUCUGUGCUGACUGCUCGGAGUUCUGGGCACCUUUACCGUAUGAAAAGCUUUUUAAUCCAGUAAGACUAUGUGGUUCUUGUUAUAUAACCGUUACAACUCAAGUCCACGAAUGUGGCGUUCCUUCAAACCCAAUUUUAAAUGAUGUGGCUAAGCCUUCUGCAAGCUCUCAAGAGUAGUUUUCCAUUAGCUUUAGGGUUCUGACGUUGAAACAAUAUGUACAUAUAAUAUACUCAAAUAUUUAUUGCAUAUAUAUAAAUGUUAACACUGUAAUAGCGA